CAGAAUAUCCGGUCAUAGCUAAGUCUUUCUCCUCCAGAGAUUUGUCUCGGGGAUGUUGAGCUCUGUGAAGAUGGAAACCCAUGAUCUACCAGAGUGGAAUACUUUCUACAGCGAGGCCAGUGAGAUGUAUUCCUCUCCCAGCACUAUGAACUCUGGUCUGGGCUCCAUGGGCUCCAUGGGCACCAUAAACAGCUACAUUAACCUGAACCCGGCCACCGCUUCCCCCGCAGGUAUGAACAUGGCGUACCCCAGCUCCAGCCUCAGCAGUUCCCCGCUGGCCUCCAUGGGCUCCGGGCCCGGCCACAUGUCCCUCUCCCCAGUGGCCUCGUCCCUCAGCUCCAGCUCUCUAACUCAGCUGGGCCCCGCUGCUUCCGGCUCCCUGGGCUCCUUGUCCCACUACCAGAACAUGGGCCAGUCCAUGAGCCAACUGGGAUACCCUUCCACUGCGACCCUGAGCCGGGCCGGGCCCAAGGAGAUUCCCCCGAAGCCCUACCGACGCUCCCUGACCCACGCCAAGCCACCGUACUCGUACAUCUCCCUCAUCACCAUGGCGAUCCAGCAGAGCGGCAGCAAGAUGCUCACCCUGAACGAGAUCUACCAGUGGAUCAUGGACCUGUUCCCCUACUACCGUGAGAACCAGCAGCGCUGGCAAAACUCCAUCCGCCACUCACUCUCCUUCAACGACUGCUUUGUGAAGGUGGCUCGCUCGCCAGACAAGCCAGGCAAAGGUUCUUACUGGACUCUGCACCCGCAGUCAGGCAACAUGUUUGAGAACGGCUGCUACCUGAGGCGCCAGAAACGCUUCAAGAUCGAGGACAAGAUGGCGAAGAAAGGAGGCAAGAGCCAGGAGGUUGGCUCAGGGAAAGGAGGCCACAGUGGAGAUCACCUGGUGGAGGAUCGCAGCCCCACGGGAGGAUCAGAGGGAGCCGACUCCACCCACUCAGACAACUCCCACCCGGGGUCUUCAGACGACCAGCCGCAUCCCCGAAACUCCCUGGUUCCACUAGACUGCCCAGCGCUGUCCUCCUCACAUCUCCACAGCCCGCCGGUCUCCCUGCCUCCCUCCUCCUCCACCUCAUCCUCCAUCCCUCCAUCCUCCUUGUCCCUCUCUGCCACCUCCUCCUCCUCCAACCCACUCCUCCACUCCCAGUCUUUAGCGGGUAGCACCCACCUCCUGCCCAGCGCCAUGCAGCAGCACAUGGACCUACAGAACGACGCCCUAAAGUCCCUGGACCCCCACUACAACUUCAACCACCCAUUCUCCAUCACCAACCUCAUGUCCAACGAGCAGAAGAUGGACCUCAAGUCCUACCAGGACCAGGUGAUGGCCUACAACAGCUACACUGGUGCCUCUCCUGUGGGAGCCAAGCAGAUCUAUGACAGCCCCGGGCCGGCCGCCAUGGACUCAGGUGCUUAUUACCAAACUCUGUACAGUCGCUCGGUUCUCAACGCUUCCUAAUAUGGACACUCACCCACUCACACACACACCUGUCCGUAGUGGUGAGCCAAGAUGGAGACUGCUCUCUCUCUCUGCCUUUAUUAAAAUGGACACCCAUCUCUCUUUAUCUUCCUCUUUCUUUCUCUCUCCCUCUCUGGCUCACGUCCAGCGGCCCUGGAAGAGACUCAAAUCUAAAAUGGCUGCCGUGUUUGAGGGACCAAAGAACACUUUUUUCUUUUACCAGCUCCGACGAACACGGAGACUGGGUUAGUUUAAUGGAGGACAGAGAAGUAAAGCUGGAUGAUAAGAGGUCUUAACUUCAUCAAAUGAUGAAGACAUUUGACUCGUCUGUGUGUAAGUCAAUACAGAUUUCAGAUCCCGUCCUAGCCUGUCGCAGGAGCACCGUGUUUGGCAAAAUUGGCUUUGUACAAAAUGUAAAUAGAGCUAAUGUGGGGGGAAAGGAUAUUUGCAUUUAUUUAUGAAGGGAAUAAAUUUUAAUAUAUCUUGUAUAGCGCUCUGUCGACCAGUUACAACCCAAAUGUGAGUUUUUUUUGUUUUUGUUUUUUUUAACCAAAGACGGAGAGAAGGAGGAGAGUUUCAGGUUACUGCUUCAGGCAGGUGUUACUGCAGUGUCAGACAGUUAAGUAAAUUUUUUUUUUUUUUUUGUUACAGCAUUUCACACUACGUUCCAUCAUUUCUGUCAGAUCGGGCAUCCAUCAAUGUAAAUGUAGCUCAUGAAGUCUGUACUUUCAUAAAAAUUAUAUGUAGUUUCGUUUGCAAUGAAGAGAAAAGAAGCCAUUUCGUCCUUGCCGGAGCACAGAGGAAACAGGAAUAAAAAAAUCUUCUGCAGCCAGAAGGAAAAAGACAAAGUAACUGUGGUAAAAACUUUAAAAAAAAAAGGCCUGUUGUUUCUGUUUUUGAUGGCCCCAAAUAAUUUCCUGUUGUUACCUAUAUGAGAGCAUUGAAUCUAAAUGCUUUUCCACAAACUGUAACCUUUUGAAUAACAGAUAGCUGGUGAGGUGCAUGGGGGAGUUCAGUCAGUUACUAAAACAGAGGAAGGGAGGAGAGAUGCACUAUGGGAGGAUUUACAUACAGUACUUUGCACUAUGGAGCUCCCACUGGUCAGGUGGGCUGAUAGUGUGUGCGUUUGUGUGUGUGUGUGUUACAACAAUACUUUGGAAACACCCCCUUACACUGUCAAUGCAUCAGCUCAAUGGGAUCAGUGUAACAAUGUCAAAGGGUGUAAAACAACCCUCGCUGUCCAAAAAGUUCCUUUUUCUGUAAAUGACUGCUGAUCUGAUAAGAGAUCGGUGUAUUGCUGAUCUAUUAGAGGAUUAUUCUGAUAAAUAGCAGAGGGGUCAGAAGUUUCAGGUCACAUGAUGUCCUCUGUGGAGCAUAUUUUAGUUUCAAAGAGAAAUGUCUUUUAUUUAAGCUAUGUUCCUUUUCAAACUUUGAAAGUGUGCUGAUAUAAUAUAUUGUUUUUUUGUUGUUGUUUCUGUUGGUUUAAAUGUGAUUAAAAUGAUUCAUGUUUCAUUUUUCUUAUUAAAAAG
Messenger RNA from Xiphias gladius (swordfish), 2988 nucleotides. It is a transcript of the gene foxa3, whose product is annotated as forkhead box A3. Gene Ontology annotation, biological process: cell differentiation; anatomical structure morphogenesis; regulation of transcription by RNA polymerase II. Bases 53 to 1459 code for a protein of 468 amino acids. The transcript has 2 exons. Gene Ontology annotation, molecular function: RNA polymerase II cis-regulatory region sequence-specific DNA binding; protein domain specific binding; DNA-binding transcription factor activity, RNA polymerase II-specific. The record is from RefSeq and is a predicted model, not a curated record. NCBI's taxonomy places the organism in Eukaryota, Metazoa, Chordata, Actinopteri, Istiophoriformes, Xiphiidae.